Molecule: messenger RNA, 1301 nt
Organism: Pyricularia oryzae 70-15
Lineage: Eukaryota; Fungi; Ascomycota; Sordariomycetes; Magnaporthales; Pyriculariaceae
Exons: 1
Coding region: 166-1152 (328 amino acids)
Source: RefSeq, a predicted model, not a curated record
ACUUUGUGACAACUAGGAGAUUAUUUUUGGGUAUAAAAGGGCUGAUCUCUGCCCUGUCCAGACCAUGGUUUCGGAAAUAUAUUCAUUCUGUAUCAGCAAGCGGAAGUCAAAAGGAUCUCGUCUCACUUCAAACGACAGACGAUCGCAGCCGACGUUCAAAACCAGAUGCCCACAUAUCAUCACCUACCAGUUGAGCUCCGACUCAUGAUUUGGUUGGAAACCAUCCCGCCUCAGACUCCGCAAGUCCACUUCCUCAUGACAGACAGUCUCGGCUUCUUUCCCGUCAAGCCAGGGGACCAGUGGCCGCAAGUCCAUGAGCCCUUUCCCGUCGGCCUACACGUAUGCCGGGAGUCUCGAUAUAUAAUACAAGACGCUCUCAGACGCAUGCGUGCUCGAGUGGCGUGCGACUUGAGAAAACAACAGCAGCAGCAGGAGGAGCAGCAAGAGGAGCAAGAAUGCAAAAACCACCACUGGCCCACACGGCGACCAUUCUUGCCAAAGAAGGACAUUCUCUAUCUCGACAUGGGCGCCGAUCCGGGCCGGUACAACCGGAACAGAUCAAGUCGCAAGGCCUGGAUCGACGAGCCGCGAACGCACCUCUUCCAGGUCAGCCACGGCCAGCCGCACACCUACAUCGCCGAGGUGACGAAACUAGCGUUGCCGUUUGGUGUGUUCUCGCCCGAGCAUCUGCACAUGCAGCAUGUAGUCUCCUGGAUCCUGACGCUGCUGCCGAUUCGAGAACUGCACGUUGUGUUUGGCCGGAGCAAAUGCUCCGACCAAGGCGGCUAUGGGGGGUGGCACGACCAUCAGGACGAGUACGAGAACGGGGAUGACGACUGCGACGGUGGUUGCGACGACAUGUCGCCUGCACCACCGCCCAUACGCUCGCCCAUACCAUCACCAGCAUUAUCGAAAAUAUACCCGUCCCCAUCUCCGCUCCCAUUACCGCCCGUAUCGUGGAGGAUAUUCCCACCAAACACGCCGCACCUCAACCGCAUACUCAACGCUGCCGAGACGAAGAGUUGGAUGGCGGCCUGUUGGCCACAGGGUCAUGUGGGGGCGGCGUUCAAAGAUGAGGGAGUGCUGGGCAUACUGUCGAAUGGUAUUGUCGUUAAGCCUGGGCUCUUGGUCCGGUCGACAGGAUACGAAUAGCUUUGCUUGGCAGAGCGUGGGGCGGUGGUCAUUUUCGAAAGACAGGUGAGUGUCGAUAUCAUGGAGCCCAAGUACCUAGGUAUAUAAAUGGAGCACCUUGUUGUCAGAAGCUCGGUUUCACAUGACUUGUUAAUCUCAUUCAGAUCCAC